UUCUGCGCGCUCCUCGGCGCUGCCCCGGGGCUGCACCUCCUGAAGGUCACCCGGGGCACGGCCGGCUCAAGGCGAGCCCGAGCACCGUCCGACAGCGGGGUCGCGGCCCGGGGCGCCUCUGGCCCCGAGCGGUGCGGGCGGGGCGCGCUGCUUUCCGGGGCCCCGCCGAGGCCCGGGGCUCGCACAAGCCGUCCGGGGCUCGCCUCUCUCCGGGCCGCCGGGGCGGUGACACGAGCUGAGCCGUCGGCGGGCCGGGCGCUCCGACAUGGAGCUGCGGCUGGCGCUGGGGCUGGCGCUGCUCUGCUCCGCGCUGGAGGCGGCGCCGGCCGGCCCGCGGAGGCCCCGCUCCGCCGUGGGGCAGUUCUGGCAUGUAUCUGACCUACAUUUAGAUCCGACUUACCACAUUACUCCUGAUCGCACCAAAGUUUGUUCUUCUUCCAAAGGAGCCAAUGCCUCCAACCCAGGCCCUUUUGGAGACUUUUUGUGUGAUUCUCCCUAUCAACUUAUUUUGUCAGCAUUUUCAUUCAUGAAGAAUUCAAAAGAGCAGGUUUCAUUCAUGAUUUGGACAGGAGAUAGCCCUCCUCAUGUUCCUGUAAAUGAGCUCUCCACAAAGUUGGUCAUUAGCAUAAUUGGUAAUCUGAGUUCUACAAUUCGUAAUUUCUUUCCAGAUCUUCAGGUUUUCCCAGCCUUAGGCAAUCAUGACUACUGGCCACAGGAUCAAUUUCCUGUAACUACCAGUGAAGUUUACAAUGCUGUAGCAGAUUUCUGGAGACCUUGGCUAAGCGAUGAAGCAAUCAAUACCUUCAGAAAAGGUGGCUUCUACACACAGCUGUUUGAAUCCAGUAAUAGCCAUCAACCACUCAGGAUAAUCAGUCUGAACACAAAUUUAUAUUACAGCCCUGACAAGGUAACUGUGAAUAUCACUGAUCCAGCUAACCAGUUUGCCUGGCUGGAGGAAAUACUUGAAACCUCUUCACAAAAGAAGGAAAAGGUGUAUAUAAUAGGUCAUGUGCCAGUAGGAUACUUGCCAUAUGCAAGGAACACUACAGCUAUCAGGGAAUAUUACAAUGAGAGACUGGUAAAGAUUUUUCGCAAAUACAGUAGUGUUAUUGCGGGCCAGUUUUUUGGACAUACACAUAGAGAUAGUAUCAUGGUCCUCCUGGAUGAAGAAGAAAAGCCAGUCAAUUCCUUGUUUGUGGCACCUGCUGUAACGCCAGUGAAGAGUGUAGUGCAAAUGGAGUCCAAUAACCCUGGUGUCAGAUUGUAUCAAUAUGAUCUUUUUGACUAUAGCUUGCUGGAUCUUUGGCAGUUUUACUUGGACCUCAGAGACGCCAACCAGAAAAAUGAAUCGAACUGGAAAUUAGAAUACAUCCUGACUAAAACUUAUGGCAUUGAAGACUUGAAGCCAGAAAGCCUAUAUGAAAUGGCCAGGCAAUUGUCUAUGCCAAACAGCACACUGUUUGAGCAGUAUUACAGUAACUAUAUUGUGAGUUAUGACAAAACUAUUCUCUGUGAAGAGGGGUGCAAGACCUGCCAAAUAUGCGCAAUCCAAUAUUUAGAUUACUCCUCAUACACAGAUUGCAUCAAUCAGGAGGCAAUGUGGAGAUGAAAGCUCUGUGCAGUUAAUGCAGAUAGUGACUUUAGCCUGUGAUUUAAAGAACCUGCAAGCACUGACAUGCUGACAGAAAGCCUGCAGGACUUCUCUACAUUUCAGGGGAGCAGUAAAACUCCUUAGAUCUUUCUUCUUGCAAAUCUGUUUUCCUUUAUCAUCUAAAUAAAAGUUUAUUUGCUAUGUAA
This is a messenger RNA of Oenanthe melanoleuca, 1797 nucleotides long. RefSeq names its product sphingomyelin phosphodiesterase acid like 3A (gene SMPDL3A). Gene Ontology annotation, biological process: sphingomyelin catabolic process. The record is from RefSeq and is a predicted model, not a curated record. The transcript has 8 exons. Gene Ontology annotation, molecular function: sphingomyelin phosphodiesterase activity. NCBI's taxonomy places the organism in Eukaryota, Metazoa, Chordata, Aves, Passeriformes, Muscicapidae. Bases 266 to 1609 code for a protein of 447 amino acids.